AAACGAGACCGCUGAUACACGCACCUACAACAGCUCUAAGCGCAUGCGCAGUGUGCACGCAGGCACGCAAAUAAUGUAUUAAAGGAAUUAGUGACACCCGUUUCACUAAAAGCUGAUAUUUCAGAUUAAUUUCUGCUACAGAUUUAACCGUUUAGAUGAUUAAAAAUACGUACAUCAUGGUCAGAAGCAUCUGGGCUUCUCUCGUCUGUUUGCUUAUGGUGUUUAUAGAUGAAGUUUCUCUGCAAGAAACAGUUGAGGGUUUCAUCGGAAGUUCUGCAGUUUUGCCGUGCCAUUCUGGUAACAAGCGACUUCAAGCCAUUACAGCACACUGGAGAUACAAAGACGUCAAGAACGUUUACGACAUACUAGAUGGCAAAGGAUCAGUAAAGGAGCAGGAUUCAGCAUUCAAGAGCAGAGCUGCAACGUUCCCUGUGGAGUAUAUGAAAGGCAACUUCUCACUCUCACUCGGGAAUCUUCGACAGACUGAUGCUGGGACAUACUGCUGCUUCAUCCCUGAUGUUGGUCACCACCAAUGCACAGAGCUACAAAUUAAAGAGAGACCAAGGGGACUCCAGGAGCAAGACAAACCAAGCUCAAGAAGCAAUGGAGUUGAAGCAAAAGCAGAGAAGAUUGUGUCUCUGUUGAUUCCUUUCUUCUCUAUUACUAUUCUGAGCUGUAUUUGAGAUGUGACUGCAGUGAGUUAAGCAGUGUGUGCUUCAGUAGCAGAGCUGCAAUAAGCCUUUUCUCUGCUAUGUUAUGAAUAAAGCUCAAACAUCUUGUACCUGGAAUCAAAACCUUUUGAAUUGGGACUUCCCUGUUUUCUUCUGUGUAUUCACUGGACCACAGUAGGAACCACAAUAUUACAUUUUGUGUUGUUUAUCUUGACCAAAUUGUGACAAACAUUUGGACACACACAUGACAGUGUCCUUAACAUUUCUGACCUGUUACGGAUCUGUGGGUAGACGCCAUAUUUAAUCAAACAGUGAAUGAAAUGUUGAGUACAGUCUGUUCAAUGGACUGUACUGUUGUCUACUUUAUUGUCAAACAUUCAGUGGACAAAACCCAAAAAUGACCAGGGUUGAAAAAGAAAGAAGAAAAAAAUAGACAUGACCUAAGAAAUGAAGACAAUGCAAUUAUCAGUUAAUACAUACGAAAAAUAUGCUCAAUUGAAUGUAUUUGACAUAUAUCAGCUUCAUUUUCAUUUGCAUAAAAUUAAAUGCGCCGUCUACCCUGACGUCCAUUAAAUUUUCUGGAAUCCUGAUGUUCUGAUGAGAUGCUCUUGCUAAUGCUUUUUUUAUAUGAUAAUUAAUUGUUUGUAAGCUAUUUACAGGUUAUAAAGAGCUCUUCUGUUUUACAUAGUUUAGUUGCACUAAAGUGAACUCACUAGCUUUAUGUAUUUAUUUGAUCUAUUUAUGUAAAUUAUCAAUUUAAUUUAUUGUUGUAACAGUGCAAUGUGGACUAGAGUUGUUAAAGUUAAGGUAAUGUACAUUUAUUCUUGUAACUAUGUGUGAAAAUUAUUUUGCUUGACUGACACUAAAAUGAGCUCCCUAUCUUAUUUGUUUAUUUAUUUAAUUUAACAUGUAAAACAUGUUAACUCUGGUGUGUAACUGUGCUAUGCUGACUUGAGUAAUGUAAGUGUGCAAGUAUUACGAUACUAGUGCAAGUAAAGUUUGCUUCUUGUAA
Messenger RNA from Myxocyprinus asiaticus (Chinese sucker), 1683 nucleotides. RefSeq lists its product as uncharacterized. The transcript is spliced from 4 exons. Gene Ontology annotation, biological process: immune response; T cell costimulation; cell surface receptor signaling pathway. The coding region runs from base 156 to 683 and encodes 175 amino acids. Gene Ontology annotation, cellular component: external side of plasma membrane. The record is from RefSeq and is a predicted model, not a curated record. NCBI's taxonomy places the organism in Eukaryota, Metazoa, Chordata, Actinopteri, Cypriniformes, Catostomidae.